Molecule: messenger RNA, 1311 nt
Organism: Fusarium coffeatum
Lineage: Eukaryota; Fungi; Ascomycota; Sordariomycetes; Hypocreales; Nectriaceae
Exons: 4
Coding region: 1-1311 (436 amino acids)
Biological process (GO): protein phosphorylation; regulation of glucose metabolic process
Cellular component (GO): mitochondrion
Molecular function (GO): pyruvate dehydrogenase (acetyl-transferring) kinase activity
Source: RefSeq, a predicted model, not a curated record
AUGUCGUGGAGAGCUUCAGAGCGUCUGAUGGACACGAUCCGUCAUUAUGCUCGGUUUCCCGCCACUGGCGUCAGCUUGCGCCAAAUGGUGCAGUUCGGCGAGAAGCCCUCGGUUGGCACUCUAUUCCGAGCUUCUCAGUUCUUAGCCGAGGAGCUUCCCAUCCGUCUAGCUCAUCGCGUGCAAGAGCUAGACGAGCUUCCAGAUGGCCUCAAUGAAAUGCCAUCCGUCAUUAAGGUCAAAGAUUGGUACGCCCAAUCGUUCGAGGAAAUCACACAGCUACCUCGGCCAGAAUUACCCUCGGAUAUAAAGUCCCGUCUUAUGAAACCCAGCAAAGCUAUCGGUCGCAACGCUUUCCGUCUUCCUGCCGCAACCCCCAAUCCCUCAAUUGAUGAGGGCGAGUCCGACGGCUGGGGUGGUCUCCAGAACGGCAAUGGCAAGAACAAAGGCCUCACGCGCCGAUACUUUGCUGUUGUCGAUGACUCAAGCGACUGGCCCGCCGAUCUUCACCUUUACAACCAACGCUUUGCCCAGACUCUGCACCACAUCAAGCGCCGUCACGAUGGCGUCGUUACGACCAUGGCUCAAGGUAUCCUCGAAUACAAGCGCCGCCGCCAGCGCAUGCAGAUUGACAGCACCAUCCAAUCGUUCCUCGACCGCUUCUAUAUGUCUCGUAUCGGAAUCCGUAUGCUUAUUGGGCAACACAUUGCGUUAACGGACCAGAGCCACCAUCGCGACCCCAACUAUGUCGGUAUCAUCUGCACAAAGACCAACGUCCAGGAUCUCGCCCAAGAAGCCAUUGAGAACGCCCGUUUCGUCUGCGAGGAUCACUACGGUCUCUUCGAAGCUCCCAAGGUUCAACUCGUCUGCAACCCCAACCUCGACUUUAUGUACGUUCCCGGUCAUCUGUCACACAUGCUCUUCGAGACUCUCAAGAACUCGCUGCGCGCCGUCGUCGAGACACACGGUGAGGAGAAACAGGCUUUCCCUGUCACAAAGGUCAUUGUCGCCGAGGGUAAAGAGGACAUCACCAUCAAGAUUUCUGACGAGGGUGGCGGUAUUCCUCGAAGCGCCAUUCCUCUCGUUUGGACUUAUAUGUACACCACUGUCGAUCGCACACCAAGCCUGGAUCCUGAUUUCGAUAAGAGCGACUUCAAGGCCCCAAUGGCCGGUUUUGGUUACGGAUUGCCCAUCUCACGCUUAUACGCCCGCUACUUUGGCGGUGACUUGAAACUCAUCAGUAUGGAAGGAUACGGUACCGAUGUCUACCUCCACCUUAACCGUCUAUCCUCGUCCUCCGAACCUCUCCAAUAG